GCCAUGCUUUUUUCGUCUGUUGUCCGAGUACAUAGGGCGUGACGGCAGACAGACAGAGUUGGUGUCCAUCCACAUAUGUGUGUAUGCACAACCAAGUACCCUAUUAUCGGUCUAUGCUGCCAGCCAGCCAGUCAUCCAUGCACUGCACCCGACCGACAGAUACCUAACACUCACUAAUGAGCGUGCAUCGCGAAUGAAUCCGUUCUUGGCCCGGCUGGCUGGCUGGCUCUCCGUCAGUCAAAUUGCAUUGCACCAAAAAGCCGUCGAGUGAGUUAAAGUGAUGCGCGCUCAGAAAUCGAUCGUACGGCACAAUCCAUCGACCGACCAGGCAGCCAGGCAGCAGCUGUUCUGUUCAUGCAUUGUGCCGUAUGAGGCCCUCCAUGACAGCCAACUCCGCGUUGAGUAGAGACCCACCCGCGGCACCUGCACACACACACACGCAUGGCGUACACACACAGUGCAUUGAAAUACCAUGGAAAGAGGCUCCCUCCGUCUCUCUGUAUCUGAUCUGCGUGUCUGACCGAUGAUCGUGUUGUGUGAGAGUGUGGUCAUUUUGACGUCCAUCAGCGGACAGGGACGCACGCGGCCCACACACGUCGACAUGCCCUCACCUGCACGCAACACAACACAAGACAACACACAAGAUGUGAAACCAGGCCACCUGAUUGUGCUGUGUCUGUCUGUCUGUCUCACCAGCCAUUCUGUCGAGCCUGGGUUGCGGGCGGUCAUCCUGGGCCAUCACCACCACACAGUGAGGCGGACAGCUGAUACACACACAGGCAGCACACCACACAGAGAUAGACCCACCCCCGCAGUGCGGGUGUGCCUAGUGUGGGGUAGCUGACCCGUCCGUCCUUACGAUGGCAGUUGUUGCACGAUCUGUGUGGGUUUGUAGUUAGCGAGGCACUCCCUGACCUGCCGCACCAUCUCGUCAUCAGACUCGGGCCGCUCACGUAGCCGAAGAGAUACCUGGUCGGCCGAUACACCACACCACACCACACCACACCACACCAGAAAGCACUCUCCUUGCUAGUUGGCUUGGUGUGUGUAACUCGCUAGCUUGAAUGGAUUACCGACCGAGACUAUGUGUCCGUCUGACACGGCCACUCGAUGGCACAUGGCUGUCGCCGCUAUGGGGGCGAAGUCGAUGCAGCUCCCAUCACUCGACGGCUUGCCUGCACACACCACACACCAUCCAUAUGUAGGGUUUCUGUAUGUCCCCCUGGCUUUUUUGUCUUUGGCUGUCUGUCUGGCUGACCGAGUAUUUUGGCAGGUUCCUCCUCGAGUUUUGGCUCUUCGCCGCUGAUGAAGGGUAUGCAGUUGUCGAGGAUGUCCAUCGAGGGCAGGCCAGGGUACCCCGCACCCGAAAUGGCCUGGCACGUUGCCAUGAACACCUCAUGGAUGCCGAACCUCUCGUGAAUCGGCUGACAUAUCAACCAACACAGACAGACAGACGUGUGGGGGCGAGUGGGCGAGUGCGUGGGCGUGGGUGGCACAAACGCCCUCGGUGCGGUGUAGGUGACAUUCACCUUGAGUGCGAUAGAGAGUCCGGUGGAUGCGCAGUUGGCAUUGGUGACGAUGAAGCCUCCCUUGUCUUUGAAGGUCGGCUGAGACCUCACGAUACUCAAAUGAUCCGCAUUGAUCUAACACACAUUCACACACACAGGCACAUAAAUAGAUGCAUCACACAUCAAGUGGCUGGCUGACCACGGGUAUGAGUAUGGGCACAUCGGCGUCCAUCCGGUGGUUUUUGGCAUUGCUGAACACGGGAAUGCCCCGAGAGGCGAAGUCUGCCUCGACAGAACCUGUUCAAAUGAACCAUGAAAUGACACCAAACACGCGCAGGCCAGCUGACUGGCUGGUAGGGUCAUUAUGGGUGUCCUCAGUUUGCCAGCUCACUGACCUGCAACGCUUGAGUCGAGACCCGAAAACACAAUGUCACUGCGGGCACACCACAGCCAGUCAAGAACACAUUUCUCAGCCAUGUACUGUGAUGAAUGCGUCGCUCCACGCAUGACUGUCUAUCUGGUUGUUUGUCUGUCUGUCUGUCUGUCUGUCUGUCUGCGUGUGUGUGUGACAUACACGAGUCCGAUGAACAGAUCUGCCCUGCACUCCAUCACCAGCAGUGAUGCUGCCUCCUCGGGCACGGCGGCAGACACCUUCCAGUUGACGACGUCGCCAUAUUUCUUGCCGGCCGACCGCUCGGAGGCGCCCAGGGCAGUGACGAUGAACCAUGGGUGGUUUUUGAGCAGCUCCAGGAAACGCUGACCCACCGCACCCGUCGCUGCACCCACAUCACACACACCGCUGUGCAAGCAAUGCAAGACAGCCGGUCUGGAGCCAUGUUUUCUCACCUCCAAGCACUCCAACACGGUACUUCUUCUCCAUGAGCUUGUG
Messenger RNA from Vitrella brassicaformis, 2397 nucleotides. Lineage: Eukaryota; Vitrellaceae. The record is from the annotation of a GenBank genome assembly.